AUGACCAUGAAGUCUGAGUCACUGGAUCAUUGGAGGAAUUACUUUAGCACUGCCAAGUCGUAUGAUAUAUUCGAUAUCAUUCAUCAUUCCAUCAUGGUGGCAGCUUCGGAUUUCCCCAAGGAGUUCAAGCUGAGGAGAGAUGGGAUUGCUGAGAGAUUGUUCUCUUGCAUGUUGACGACUAAAUGUUUGGGGUGUGAAAGGGUGGAUCAUGAAGACGUUGAUGAUGGGCUUGCCCUUGAAGCAGGGUCAAGUGAAGAUGUCCGUGAAGAGGUUUUGAGGAUCGGAAACCUUCUUCUUAACUUUAAAGAAGAGUCGGACUCUGUCUUAUUUGAGUCAUUGAGGAGGCUCCAGCUGAUGGAACUCAAAGUGGAUCUUCUAGAGAAAACUAAGAUUGGAAAGGCUGUCAAUCCUCUCCGAAAGCAUGGAUCAAAGGAUAUUAGGCAACUCGCAUCGACUCUUAUUGAUUGCUGGAAAGAAAUGGUAGAUGAGUGGUGCAAGGCUUCCACUACCACAGCUAUUGCAGCUUCAGAAGGCACUCCAGAUUCUGUAAAUCCAUCUGUUCUUGAUGAAGGAGUAGGACUUCCUUCCCCUCCUAUGGAUGAAGGGGCUUUAUUUCUUGCCCAAAUUGGUUCAAUUGAACUCUCACAGUUCUUCGAUGGCAUGGAUGAUUAUGAAAAUCCUCAACAGAGUGGACAAUUCAAGUCUGAGGCUUCCAUUAAGCCAUCCAUCACUGCCAAGGACAGUAAGAGUCAGCAACCAAGGAAAAAUGAGGUUGCUGUGAGGCUAAAUAAACCAGAAACUGUUGAUAAUUUCCCUGUCAGACCCCCAAAAUCAACUAUGCAGCGAAAAAGCAAUAUGGAGCCAAAGAUGCAGCCAAAAAUAGAGAACAAUACAAUCCCAAAGAAGCCUCCCAUGAUUCAGAAAGAUAAAUCCAAGUUUUCAGAUGAAGAAGCUGCAGUCCAAGUAAAACUAGAGGCCACUAAGAGGAAAAUUCAGGAGCGUUAUCAACGAGUUGAAAAUGCUAAGAGGCAGAGGACAAUACAAGUUCUGGAAAUAAAUGAUCUCCCCAAGCAAGGGGGUGGCCAACGAAAUUCACAUUUCAAACCUGGGAAUCACAAUAGGCAGUGGGCCAAUGCACGAAGAUAG
This is a messenger RNA of Gastrolobium bilobum, 1146 nucleotides long. RefSeq names its product probable mediator of RNA polymerase II transcription subunit 26b. Gene Ontology annotation, cellular component: nucleus. The coding region runs from base 1 to 1146 and encodes 381 amino acids. The transcript is spliced from 9 exons. The record is from RefSeq and is a predicted model, not a curated record. Lineage: Eukaryota; Viridiplantae; Streptophyta; Magnoliopsida; Fabales; Fabaceae.